Molecule: messenger RNA, 2056 nt
Organism: Callorhinchus milii (elephant shark)
Lineage: Eukaryota; Metazoa; Chordata; Chondrichthyes; Chimaeriformes; Callorhinchidae
Gene: rabepk
Product: Rab9 effector protein with kelch motifs
Exons: 8
Coding region: 144-1268 (374 amino acids)
Molecular function (GO): protein binding
Source: RefSeq, a predicted model, not a curated record
CGGAGGCUUGGCUGGAAGAUACUGAAGCCGCUGCAGACGCUGAAGGCCCGGAACUAAGGGGAGGCGCGGAGUGAGAGAGAGAAACACCUCAGGUUGGAGCCAUUUUCCCGGGGCUGCGGAGCGGGAUUUAUUGGGAAGAGGUGAUGGAGUUGAUAGCAGUCUUAGAACCGGAGGAAUGUCCCCAGAAAGCAAUAUGGUACACUCUUGUACCGAAAGGAGAGAACCCAGGAGUUCGAGUUGGACAUACUCUCACAGUCGCUCUGCACAGUUCUGGGAAAGGGAAGGUCAUUAUAGUGGGAGGUGCAAACCCUAAUGGCAGCUUCUCUGAUGCCCACAUCUUGGAGCUGGACACGCUUGAGUGGAACAUCCCAGAAUGGGAGGGGCUGUUGCCACGUUACGAGCAUUGCACCUUUAUUCCCGCAAACAGAUCUGACAAUCUGUGGCUGUUUGGUGGCGCAGAUCAAUGUGGAAACAGGAACUGCGUUCAAGUUUUGAACUUUGAGACGGGAGCUUGGAGAAGCCCGGCAGUGAGUGGGACUCCCCCAACUCCACGGACAUUUCACAGCUCCACUGCAGCUAUCGGAGACUGCCUGUAUGUUUUUGGUGGGGGAGACAAAGGAGCAGAGCCUGUACAAGACACCCAACUGCAUGUAUUUGAUACAACCUCACUCAGUUGGUCUCAGCCAUCAACAGAAGGAAAGAGCCCAACUCCACGGCAUGGUCAUGUGAUGGUGGCUGUUGGUAGCAAGUUAUUUGUCCAUGGAGGAUUAGCGGGGGUCAAGUUUCUCAAUGACAUGUACAGUCUCAACACAGUUACCAUGAAAUGGGAAAAGCUGAAAGUGAAGGGAGAUGUCCCAGCUGGGUGUGCUGCUCAUUCGUCUGUUUCCUUGGGAAAGUACAUUUACAUCUUUGGCGGAAUGGACACUACAGGAGCACUGAACAGCAUGUACAAGUACCACAUCGAAAGACGUUGCUGGAUGCUAUUAAAGUUUGACUCCAGCCUGCCUCCCAGGAGCCUGGAUCAUGCCAUGUGUGUCUUACCCUGGAAAGUCAGGACAGAAGCAGCAAGCAGGCCUUGUGAAACAAUCAAAAAUGACAAAGAUACUGCGAAGGGAGAAGUGGCUGAGGAAUCUUUGAGGCCUGAUCAGCACUGCAAGAGUGAAAGAGAUACCCCGACAACUGUCCAUGUCUGCUUGAUAUUUGGAGGGAUGGACACUGGAGGGGAAAUCUACAAUGACUGCUAUGUUACCCUGCUUGAUGAUCAGUGAUACAUUAGAUCCUGAUAUAUGUAGCACGGUGAGUUGGGUGUUUAAAAGUCAGGCUCUGGUUAUAAAAACAACCACUAGUUUUGAGUUGUCAAGUCACCUCUGAUGUCACUUCCAGCAGCUGGUCAGCAGUGACUGCUCUCUGGUGUUUCCUGCAACUGCAAGGGAGGCUGCUGAUCCUGGCAUGUCUUCUAUAAUAUAUUAAAAAAUCCUUGCAUUUAAUAUAGCGCUUUAUCAUAUCUUCAAGACAUCUCAAAGCACUUCACAGAAUACUGUGAAUCAACUGCACUUUGUGUGAGAAACCAGCAGCCAAUUGCACACAGCCAGUUGUGGAUUGAGUGACUUUUUUUUUAAAAGGUAUUUAUUACCCCUGGAAAAGUGAUCCACCAAUCAACUAACUGGGUUUCUACUUACUGCCCGCUAAACAAAGGUAUGUGGCAUAAGGAAUCUUGCCCAACGUUUCACCUAGGUUCUCUCACUUGAGACAAAUGCUCUAACCACUAAGCUACAGGACUCCAAUGUUCUGAGCAAGUGCAGCAUAUUAAGGGAAGCAAGCCAAUUGAGGCCAGCACUAUAAAUGAAUCAUUGCUAUACCGAAGCCUGUUAUAAUGGGGUCCAAUUGUAACUACUCACCCAAGACGUCCUAUAAAACAGUGCAUUUGUUUUCCAUCGUCUGUCUAGCUUUAAGAUAUUUUAAACCAUCAUGGUCAGAAAAUGGCUGCAUUUAAAAGUUUACAUGUGGACAAAAGGGCAGCGAUGUCCAGCUCAUUAAAACAUUGUUUUUCAUUGUU